Molecule: messenger RNA, 5956 nt
Organism: Lytechinus variegatus (green sea urchin)
Lineage: Eukaryota; Metazoa; Echinodermata; Echinoidea; Temnopleuroida; Toxopneustidae
Product: fibrillin-1-like
Exons: 22
Coding region: 320-3031 (903 amino acids)
Molecular function (GO): calcium ion binding
Source: RefSeq, a predicted model, not a curated record
ACUUGAACACUCAGCCAACCGGCGGGGGUUUAUCCGAAUUGGAACGGUGGAUUAAAGCAUUAGGACCCGAGACAUCAAAUACUAUGGACAUGAUGGACGUAGCCAAUUAAUCAACUCACAUUUUGGAGCUUUGUCGAAGGUGGAAUUGAUUGCUAUCGAGCUUGGAUAUCGUAGUAGCCUGUGUCGUCUGGUAGCAGAGUGUCGCAAACCUGAAAACUUUGCCAACAACCACCGGUGCCAUUUACGUGGGUGGGAUUAUACAGUCAGACUAUGAUUAAUAACAUCUAGAUUCUGCGACGUGAAAAGUGAACUUACAACGAUGGAUAAGUUAUUCCGAAUCUUGAUAUUUUCAUUUUCGAUGAACCAUAUCUUAUGUCAGUCCGAGAUGGCUGGGAAUGGCACAAUGAGUAACCAGCCAGUAGAAACAUCAGCUACAACGCAGGAUAGUCAACAUAUUAACCCGACAGAUCCGUCUACAACCGCGACGAUUCCGAGUACGAGUACGAGCUUGAUCAGUGGCAUGAAUACGACAUCGAGACCGAGCUCGUCAAGGAACGUGCUCACGACGACAGGAAAAAGCCAAACGAAAGCAACUGGUACGACUAUGAGUACCAGUACAAAGAAUACGAUUACGACAUCAAGUAAAAGUACGACCAAAACUACGAGCACGGCUAAGAUUACGACUCCUUCAGAAAGUGCUAGCUACUUAGGUCCAUUAUCAUCAUCGCAUCCAUUCAGUUCUAAUUAUCAAGCUGGAAGUUCAGUUGAACCGUGUGUUAUUGACAAUGGCGGCUGUAUGGAUAUAUGCCUUCCCAUUGGACUAGAUAGUUACGAGUGUGCCUGUUUGGAUGGAUAUAUCUUAGAUCCUGAUGGUUACAAUUGCACAGAUAUUGAUGAAUGUGAACAGGAGGGGAUAUGUCGAGAAAACGAGAUUUGUUUAAACAGACCAGGCUUCCAUGUUUGCAUGUGUAACAGCGGAUACUCGCCAGUCGGUCAUGAAGGAUAUUGUGAAGAUAUUGAUGAGUGUAUGGAAAACCCUGAUAUCUGUGGUAUUGGUGGUGACUGCGUCAAUCUGAUCGGUGAUUACCAGUGUCACUGUCGAACAGGAUUCCUCUCAUUCUUAGGAGAUGGAAAUUGUGAAGACGUGGAUGAAUGUGAAUUCACGGAACUUCUUCACAUUCUGUGUGGACCUAAUGCUGUAUGUCUGAACACACCCGGGUCCUAUGACUGCAUGUGUUUAGACGGCUAUGAGCUGGAUGAAAAUGGUUUCUGUGUAGAUUUCAAUGAAUGUGAGGUGGAAAACUUCUGCGGAGAGGGCGCCACCUGCGAGAAUAGUGAGGGGUCGUAUCUCUGCGUAUGUCACGACGGAUAUGAGGAGACAGUAGAAGGAUGUGGAGAUAUUGAUGAGUGUGUUAUAGAGAACAUAUGCCCUGGGAUCUCUUUAUGUGUCAAUCUACCUGGCAGUUUUAUAUGUGUCUGUCCAUCGGGAUACGAAGGCAACGUCACCAAUUGCCAAGAUAUCGACGAAUGUGGCACUGCUCAACACGAUUGUCAUAUAUUUGCUAGAUGUGGAAACAUCAUUGGUUCAUUCUUCUGUCAGUGUUAUGCUGGUUUCCAUGGUAAUGGGAAACAGUGCGAUGAUGCUGAUGAAUGUGCCAUUGACAAUGGAGGAUGUGAGCAUAUCUGUACCAAUGCACCUGGUACCUAUAGCUGCGAGUGUCGGAGAGGAUAUGACGUAGAUAGAUACGAGCAUUCACAAUGUUUAGAUAAGAAUGAAUGUGAGAUCAACGACAACCUCUGCCAGCAACAUUGUAUCAAUACCGAUGGUUCGUACAGAUGUUCCUGCGAUGCCGGAUACCAGCUUCAUUCAGAUCGCUCGUCAUGCAUUGACAUCAACGAAUGUAACAUUAACAAUGGAGGAUGUGAGGAAGUUUGCAUCAAUUCACCCGGAACUUACCGUUGCGACUGUGGUCCCACCAGUGUCAUAUCACCAUCUAGUUCAUCAAGCUGUGUAGCAAUAACAACAUGUGAACAAAAGCGGGGUGGUUGCGAUCAGGUCUGUCGCUUUGACCAACUAGGAAUCCAGUGCUCAUGCGGACCAGGUUACGUACUUAAUGAAGACAGACGAACAUGUGAUGAUCUUAACGAGUGUGCCGAUGCAAACGGAGGCUGUGAACACAAUUGUGUGAAUACAGUAGGAAGUUACCAUUGUACAUGUAGGAAUGGAUAUAUGGUCAGACCAAGAAACCGAUACAGGUGUGACGCCAUAUGUGACCCUCCCUGUUUGAACUAUGGGAAAUGUACGGGACCAAACAAUUGUGUCUGCCCUCUAGGGUAUGGAGGAUCAACGUGUACUCCUACAUGUAACCCACCGUGUAUGCAUGGAGGGACCUGUCAGAGAUACAACCAGUGUUCAUGUACAAGUCUCUAUACUGGAUCGUACUGCCAUCUUCCUACUUGUGAACUACCAUGUAUGAACGGCGGUAAUUGCAUUGGACCAAACGAAUGUCAAUGUUCAGCAGGAUUUGAAGGAGAUCAGUGUCAAACACCUAAAUGUCAACCAGCUUGUGAAAAUAGAGGUGUAUGUUAUGCUUCCGAUACCUGUAUCUGCCGACCUGGAUUCUACGGGCCUAGAUGUCAGUUUGAGCGUGCUCGAUGUACUAGACCCUGUCGAAAUGGAGGAACGUGUGUCGGGAUCAACAAGUGUAGCUGUACCCCAGGAUAUCACGGAUCAGUAUGUCAAUUAGUUGGUGAUGUCCAAUGCCGCCCUGCGUGUCAACAUGGAGGUACUUGCUUACCAAACAAUAGAUGUCGCUGUCCAUCUGGAACCACGGGUUUGAGAUGUGAGAAACGCAACUGCCCACUCCAAACUUUUUCUCAGACUUUACGACGUGGAUCAAGACGAUUCGUGAAGGAAAGCAAGCUUGAACCGUGUGGAACCUUUGGCUGGAGGACAUGCACAGUAUAUAGGACUGUACAAAAGUACGUUUAUGAUACCAUGACCAGGGUCGGAUACAGAAUAGCAUGUUAACAACUUUAACGAGGAGCUAAAAGGUGAAGAUUGAUGACGCUCAACGCAUUAUUUAAAGAGAACGGGUCUUAAGUGAUGUAGCUGGAGAUUUGUGACAUCUGAAAAGAGAAUAUUCCAAUGUUGUGUAUCUCUUGUUUGAAAAAAACUGACGUGUAUUCUGCUUUUGUGCUGCCAAUGGAGGACAAUAAUCAUCAAAAAACUGCUGGAAGGAUACAGUGUCAGACGGUGUAAUCGCAGUGUGAUUACAAUAUUAACCAUGUGAAUUUGUAGGUUACAUUUUUUAACAUGUUCACAUAUAAACUGUGGUUACCUCUAAGGUGUGAGUUUUCACAGUGUGUGUCCACGGAAUGGAUCUUUUUUUGGAAGUUUGAUUCACACUGUUAACGUGCUCAAAUACAACAAUGUGAAGAUGCUUUCACCUUGUGUUUCGCACUGUGAACACUCUGGGACACACUAAUACACUAUAUGUAUAAUAAUAAGUCGACUAUACUUUGUUCAUUUCCAAGGGGGAUCCACACUUUACAAGCUUUGUUUUUUGUGGGUCCCCUCAUUUCUAUUUAAGCUCUAUAUCAUACUUUUUUUGUUUGCUUUACGAAGUAAGAAUGCCCUUCUGUAAAAUUGUGCUUGAUUUGUAUUACUUUAUAUUACUUUGUAAUAUGUUUUGAAUGGAAAUGAAAUAAAAGAAUUGAAUUUAAUUGAAUAUGUGUUUUCCAAUAGGGAUUAAAAUCUAAACUUAAAUUAGUCUUAUCUUCGAUCGAUCUAAAUUUACAACGAGACUCAUAAUUAUUGUAAUCUUCGUCGAAGUUUUAAGAUUUCAUUCACUAUGGUGAAGGUGCGAUGACUUUAAAAUGGAUCGUUAUACAGAAUUAAAUCAUGCAAGACAGACAAAUUAUGAAACAGUAUAUUCAGUAUGUUAAUUUUUUACGUCUUUCCUGAGUAUACAUCGUUCACGAACAUUUAGUGUGACAUUUCUCAUUUUUUUACAUCAUGUGUAACCAAGCUAUUUUAUAUGUGCCAUUUUUAUGUUUUUAUAUUGUAUUCUUUGACACAUUAGAAAUAAAAACAUUUGAACUAAAUUAAUUCAUUGAUCACUUACUAAUUUUAAUAUGUAGUUUCAGUAUCCUGAUUGCUUGCAUAUGAAUAGUAAAUCACAGGCAAUAACGAAUGAAAAGUUCUGUGAAAUUCUGGUAAAUCUAUUUUUACAGUAGUUUUUAUGAUUGUGUAAUCUAAUAAAAAUCAUGCUUCAUAUAAUUUCAAAUCCAUACUACAUCUAAAUGAGAAGAUAAUAUUAGAUAACUUAAGGACAUUAGCAAUGAUAGUUGUUUCUGUGCAUGCCCUUAAAAUUCUUGUCCUGAAAUGGAUUUUAUGCCUAAAUUCUAACUGAGCAUUAUUUGGGUUUGAGCGUCCGUUGGGAGGUAUUAAAGAUUUUCAACAAUAUUCUUACUGUUUUAAUUUUGUAUGGUGAUGUGGAAAUUUUUUUAUGUCGUCAAUACUCGAAGUCAACUUCAUUUAGGACAAUGAAUUAUUUGCAGCCUUUGUUGAUUAAAUUUCAUUCCUUUAAUUUGCAGCAUAAAUAUAUAUCUUUGAUAGUUAAAUUUUCCCAUUCAAACAUUAUGUAUCAUAUUUUUUUCAGAUCAUCAAAAUAUCAUUUUAUGAAAAUAUUACACAAUUUUCCCUUGGUGAUUAACCUGCCAUACACCGGACUUGUCACUUAAAAUUGAUAUGAAAUGGUAUACUAUAUAUGCAUGUUAUUUAUCCGCUUUUGUCCAAAUUAAUUCAUCUUAUUCGUGGAUAAUCAACUAGGGUAAAUUUCGGGGAGGGGGAAAUAUCCUCCCACUUUUUGGAAAUAGCGUGCAUAGCCCGUACAAAUUAUUCCAUGUUAUCAAAUCUUCAUAUUAUUUAGAGUCGUAUAAAUUCACCUUUUAUUGUAGCUUAAUUUAGUAUAAUUAGCCAUUAAAAAAACUCCGUGAAUUUAUGGCUCGGUCGGUCUGCUUCCUCGUUUGAUUUACCUAAUUGAUUAUGAUAACUUGUUUACACAGCCACGGUAUUAUGUGUGAAAUUGUUGUCAAGGUUGUGUCUAUUGCAUCACAUUAGAGUGACUAUAUUUCAUCGUUUUAUCAAUCAUGCUUUUUGUAAUUCAAACGACUUUUAAAUAUGGUUACCUACACAUUUGUGGAUGCUUAAGAUGCACUUGCAUAACCAUGCAUUAAUUAUUUUAUUUUAUCCUGGCACCUUUGGGGAGAGUAGAGGUUGGUGCAGAAAUAUGCAUAAUCUGAACCCCCGCAUAAUCAUGAUUUAAAAGUUACCUCAGAUAUGUAUGAAAUCGAUAUGCCGUCGGAAUUCUUUAAUGUUUUAGUGUUCAAUCGCAUACUUACUCUAACAGUUGAAUGUGUUUCAUAACUUUGUAAAGGACGAAUACAACUACGUACAAAGAGUUAUUUUGGCAGAGUCUCUUAGUGCACGAAUUGGACAUUGGUCAUGUUGACCCUAAAAAUUACAUGAUUUAUUUUCAUAGAUAGCUGCUCAAAUAUUAUUGUAAUCGGGAAGGUAUAUUAUAUAUUUCUUGCUUCCCUUGACCCAAACUGUAUGCUUUAUGAGGUUGUAGUACGAUCCAUGCUUGAAAAUAUCUCACCUUAAACAUUCAGCUAUACAGAAUGUCGCCACCAUCAGUCGAUGGUCUGCAUUAUACUCUCGCUGCUCGCCGGGCAGGAGGAAGGGAGGGAGGGAAAGCUGUUUCAUCCAACUUUCGACCAAUAAGACAACGGAUUCGCUCGUUCCUUGGUCAUGUUCGAUGGUAACUUUUAAACUACCGGGAUACUCGCAGCAGUGAAAAACAAAAUGGCACUUUAAGACGUGAUAAGACCAAUAUAUUUUUUUUUCUCUGUCUCUUUGCCUUAGAAUAUUAAACAAACUUCCUUUCCUACC